Molecule: messenger RNA, 1724 nt
Organism: Medicago truncatula (barrel medic)
Lineage: Eukaryota; Viridiplantae; Streptophyta; Magnoliopsida; Fabales; Fabaceae
Product: DEAD-box ATP-dependent RNA helicase 42
Exons: 10
Coding region: 180-1313 (377 amino acids)
Biological process (GO): ribosomal small subunit assembly; rRNA processing
Cellular component (GO): CURI complex; UTP-C complex
Source: RefSeq, a predicted model, not a curated record
ACAAGGGAAAACUGGAUUGUAUAUAAUCCAAACAAACCAAAGCCACCAUCUCUUUUUCCCUUGUCUCAAAAACAAGUUGCAGUUCCACUCAAACUCGCAAUCUGAUCGCUAAUAGCACCUCCCUUCGAGAUUCCGCGAUUGACACCAUUCAACUACACUCUGAGGGUUGAAUUUUUGUCAUGGCGAAAGUAAGUAAGGGAAAAAAAGUUAUACGAAUUGGGGAAAAGAAGAAAAAGAGUAACAUGGAACAAAAUGCUGAUGUUGAGACACAUGUUACAGUGAACAAUGAUGUGGAUAAUGGAAUGCAGCUUAUAAAGGGGAAAAAGGCGAAAGUUAUUACUAUCCGAGAAAGGAAGAACAAGGACAAAAAUCUAGUUGGAAGAGAAAAACCAGAAGUUGUUGACGUAGUUGUAGAAGAGAAAAAUGUGGAUCAUGGAAUGCAGGUUACAGAGGGAAAAAAGGUGAAAGUUUCAACUGGCCGAAAAAGGAAAAACAAGGACAAAAAUCUAGUUGGAAGAGAAAAACCAGAAACGGUUGAAGUUGAUUUAGAAGAGCAAAAUGUGGAUCCUGAAAUGGAGAUUAUAAAGGGAAGAAAGGUGAAAGCUACUACUAGUCGAAAAAGGAAGAACAAGGACAAAAAUCUAGUUGGAAGACAAACACCAGAAGAUGAAGUUGAUUUCGAAGAGAAAAAUGAUGGAGUAGUGGAACAUAGUGAUUCUAAAGAAGAGGAAGUCAAAGACUCCAAGAAGCAUAGAGAUUCUAAUGUUGAAGCAGCUAUCAAACCCUGUAAGUCAAAGCAAGCCAAGAAGAAAAGAAGAAAGGAAGUUAUAAAAUCACCAGAAAAGAGAGAACAAAAUCAUCAGGAUGACAUUCAUAUUAUUUCCUCUGGAGAUGAUGACUGCUCACAUGGAAUUAAAAAGUGGAUCAUGGAAUACCAUCAAAAUAGACCAGGGUUGGAGGUGUUGCAAAAUCAAAUUGAAGACUUUUUAACUACUUACGAAGAAAAAUUGGAAGAGGAAAGAAAAGCAAAAGAAGCCCUUGCUGCAGAAGGGGGAUGGACGGUGGUUCAACACCACAAGGGUAGGAAGAAAACUACUGACUCUGAAAGUGGGAUUGCUGUGGGCUCGGUUGCUCAAGCUGCUCUAGAGAAUAAAUUGGCCAAAAAGAAAAAUAAAGAAGUUGGUCAAGAUUUCUACCGCUUUCAAAAAAGAGAAGCUCAGAGAAAUGAGCUAAUGGAAUUGCAGAGCAAAUUUGAGGAGGAUAAAAAACGUCUGCAGCAGUUGAGAGCUGCUAGGAAAUUCAGACCUUAUUAAAUGAUCUUGAUGUUAUAGCAGCCAAGAUUCAUGGUUCUUGUCUUAGGGGAGCAGAUUUUAUUUAUGGAAGUACUGAAGUUGAACUAUCCCUUAGUCCUGACUCCUGACAAAUUUUGUUCAUUUACCAUUCCAAUUUUGUCAAAAAUAUUUGUAAAUGUAAGGAAGUAGUUAUUUUAGUUCGAGUUAUAUGAUUUUUUCUAGGUUGGCGACAAUGCGUGUUCCUUAUGCCUGUCAAAAUUAUUUGUAUGCUUCAAGAAAUAGUAUCAUGAAAGGGUGGUUUCUAUCAUGGACCACCAAUUUAGGUGUUCCAUGAAACACCAUGAAUUUUGGUCCUUAAAUUUAUCUCAUUUUCACUAUCAAGGCAUUCUUCUAUGAUCACAUGACGAAAUGAACAAUGUUUUUCUUUAUCAA